Messenger RNA from Mangifera indica (mango), 1370 nucleotides. RefSeq names its product oxysterol-binding protein-related protein 4B-like. Gene Ontology annotation, molecular function: sterol binding. Gene Ontology annotation, cellular component: intracellular membrane-bounded organelle; cytosol; membrane. The record is from RefSeq and is a predicted model, not a curated record. The coding region runs from base 152 to 1288 and encodes 378 amino acids. Lineage: Eukaryota; Viridiplantae; Streptophyta; Magnoliopsida; Sapindales; Anacardiaceae. The transcript is spliced from 7 exons.
UUUUCACAUAAAACUUACAAAAACUAUAAUUACCUUCGUAUAAAAUUCCCUCCUCUUUCAUUAAAUAUACAAGGACACAUCAUCGCAAUUCGCAACCACAGCUUCUUCAAAAUCCCCCUGUCCAGAAGCGGCAUCAGACUCUUCUUCCGAAAUGAGUAAAGAUGAGAAAAAGAUAGUGCUUGCAAAGGCAUCAUUGUUUGAAGGAGAAUCACAGGGUGAUUACAAAGCUCCAAAUAUUGUACAAUGCAUUUUAAGUCUUUUUAGAAACAUACAACCAGGAGCUGAUCUCAUACGUUUUCAGCUGCCAACAACUUUCAACCUUCCAAAGUCACAGCUUCAAAGUUUUGGGGAGUCAGUGUACUGCACUAAUAAAGAUUUGUUAAGCAUUUGCAACAAUUGUGAGAGCCCACUGGAGAGGCUCACAGGCGUCGUGGCUUGGUGUAUUUCCACCACACGCCCUAUCAUUUUUGGUUUAUCCCCUUACAAUCCCAUUCUUGGAGAAACCCACCAUGUUUCCACUGGUAGCCUCAAUGUUCUACUAGAACAGGUAUUCCAUCAUCCACCAGUAUUUGCUCUCCAUGCAACCAAUGAGAAGGAAAAUAUUGAAUUAAUUUGGUGUCAACAACCAGUUGCCAAAUUCUGUGGUACUUCAGUGGAAGCCCAGACUCAUGGCAAAAGGCAAUUAAAGCUACAUAAAUACAAAGAAACUUAUGAAAUGAACUCACCGAAGCUCUUGGUUAGAAUUCUUCCGGUACCCCGGACUGAUUGGGUUGGCAAUGUUAAAAUCAAAUGCCAUGAAGGUGGCCUCGAAGCUGAGUUAUGUUUCAGAGGCGGUUCUUUAUUAGGGCGAAGAGGAAGAGCCAUUAAAGGAAAAAUCUAUGAAUCCUUAUCAAUACAAACUCUUUAUGAGAUCGAUGGGCACUGGGACAGAACUGUCUCGGUGAAAGACAUGCAGAAUGGGGAACGAAAAGUUAUCUUCGACGCAAAAGAGGUUCUUUAUGGGCUCAAAACUCCGGUUGUUAUGGAUUCUCAAGCAGUGUGGGCAACCGAAUCAGCGGCAGUAUGGGGCGACGUGAGCCAAGGCAUAUUGAAUCAAGAAUGGGAAAAAGCUAGAGUUGCAAAGAAAGGUGUGGAGGAAGAGCAGAGGAGGGUCUUGAGAGAAAGAGAGUCGGUUGGCGAAACUUGGGUUCCCAAGCAUUUUAAUGUCACAAAAAGCGGGGAAAUGGGUUGGGAUUGCUCACCUAUUCAAGAAAUUGUGCCACCCGCUCCUAUCGUUGUCCCUCCUUGAAUUCCAUAUACAUUUUUAUGUAAGAGAUAUAUUUUGUAUAAAUUGAAUAAAAUAAAUAAAUCAAUCAUAAUUUCAGGAUCUA